Messenger RNA from Manis javanica (Malayan pangolin), 1414 nucleotides. It is a transcript of the gene TMEM82, whose product is annotated as transmembrane protein 82. The record is from RefSeq and is a predicted model, not a curated record. Lineage: Eukaryota; Metazoa; Chordata; Mammalia; Pholidota; Manidae.
CUUCCUGGCUCAGACAGCUGAGGCUGGGGCCACCCCUGGGCCAUGUUCUCCCUGCUGUCCCUCCCCUCCUGGCUCCUGGGCCUCCCCUCCCUCGAGUGGGGCUCCAGCCUCACUGACUCCCUCCUGCAAGGCCUCAUAGGGGCCUGCGGAGUCUCCGUCCUGAACAACCUCCUGAAGGUCUACUUCUUCGUGGGCUGCGCCAACAACCCAGAGCACCAGCCCCAGAAGGAGCGGCUGUGGGCACAGUGGGCCUCGCUGGACUCCGUGCACCUGGCAGGGCUGGCCCUGAUCCUGACUGUCGUGGGGGCCCGCGUGGCCGCCCUGGUGGUGCUGGAGUUCUCCCUCAGGGCUGUCUCCAUGCUGCUCUCCCUGGACAAGGGUCCCCGGGGCACAGAGAGGCUGCAGCUGUACCUGCUGGGCCAGUACUCACUGGGCUGUGGGCUGACCUGCGGCCUGAGCUUCCUGCAGGAGGGCGCCCCUCACUGCACACUCAACCUGCUGCUGGGCCUCUGGCUGGCCACACUGCUCUGCCAGGGUGCCCGGCGCCUCCGCCACCACGUCUACCACCUCUAUGAGCUGCACAGCAGCCAGCAGUAUUGUGGGGUCUGCCUGGGCCUGCUGGCUGGCGCUCACGGCCUCCCCCGGAUGCUUGGCCGUGCCCUGGCUGUGGCAUUUGCUGUGGGUGACCUGGCGGCUGUGGCCCUCAUCAACCGGGACUUCCUGACCACCUCAGAGGCUGUGCGCUUCUGGACACCGCUCACCAUCUGCUACACCCUGCUGGUCAUCUACAUGCAGGAGGAGCAGCGUCAGCACCCGGGCCUGCAGGGCCAGGUCCAGACGGUGCUGGUGCGCAUGGGCAGCCUCUUCGUGCUGCUGCUAACCGUGGGCCGCUGGCUGGACCUCCUGGGUGUUCUCAUCUCCCUGCUGGGCGAGCUCUGGUGCCUGGUGGGCACCCGCACCCUGCUCGACCUUUGCCAGAUACAGGAUUUUCCAUCCCAGAGGCCUUCAGAGUCAGCUAGCUCACCCCAGCCCUCUGCACCUACCCAGCCCCAGGGCAUGGCCCCCUCCUGACCUGCCACGCAAGGACUCUGCAUCUAGGAUCCAGCCAGGCUCCGCCAGCGGCCUUGCCCCCAGGAUGCUGCCUGGAGGCAGGGUGGCAGGGCUGGCCUCCACCUGGAGCUUGGGGUGGGCACUGGGGGCCCCUGGGAGAGGGGAGGGUUUGGGGCUGAGUCUCUCAGAAGGCGGGGGCGCCUGGAGGCCUCUGAGUUAACCCUGUCUUUCUCGGGAUGGGUCCUGGAUAUAGGCCCCUCGGACCUGCCUUCCCAGGGGCUUGAGGGGAAGGGAGACUACAUCCUCAGAGAUGCCUCCCCCUUCCUCAGGCCCCUUGCCCUCUCCAUGGACAAUAAAGAUGAUU